AUACUUUAUUGAUCCCCUCAGGGAAAUUCAGAUGUCCAGAAGCCCCCAACCAACAAACCCACAGAUUCAAAACGAACGCAGACAGAAAAUACAUAGAAUACACUGUGGACACUACCUGAGAGCAAUAAAUAUUUAAAAAGACCAAUAAUUAACAAUUAAAAAUUAAAAAUUGCAAAAAUGCAUCCCCCUACAGCCUAGCGGUCCGAAUUAUAAAAUCUAAUGGCUGCAGGGGUGAAGGAUCUCUUGAACCGCUCCGUUCUACAGGGCAGGGAGAGGAGCCGGUUGUUGUUCCGAGUGCUCUUUUGACUCUCCAGAAUUACAUGGAGGGGAUGCCCGGGGUUUUCCAGGAUGACCUGCACCUUGUGCCUCAUACGCCUCUCAAGCACAUCCAUCCCAGAGUCCACUCUCCCCUCCAGCACUGAGCUAGCUCGUUUAACCAGUUUGACCAGCUUCUUGUUGUUUUUUUCACUAAUGCUGUUGCCCCAGCAGACAACAGCGUAGAAAAUAACACUUGCAACCACAGUGUUGUAAAACAUGUGCAGCAUAUCACUACACACAUUGAAGUAUUUGAGCCUUCUGAGGAAAAAGAGUCUGCUCUGGCCAUUUUUGUAGAGGGAGUCAGAGUUGACAGACCAGUCUUUUGACAGAACAGAUACUGCCAGCCUUUUUGAGGCAGCAACUGGGAUUAAUCCCCUCGAUGGAAAAAAGUUUCAGGUGCAAGCAUGGCUUCAACACUUCUGUCUGCAGUGUUUCAUAUCACCUCUUUUGGAUGGUAUCUGCUUCUUGUACAUGUGCUUCUCAACACUCACGCUGACCACGCACCCACCGGAGUGUUCUUAUAUGCUGGUCAGUGGAAGUACCUCACCUUCCUCAACUUGUUUCUGCAGAUGAUUUUCAACGGGCUGUGCAUCCUGUCAGACAUACAGAAACAGGCAUCAUGGAUUCUCUGUCUAAGAGACCUCUUCUUCUCUGUUCUGGUUUUCCCUGUUGGUACUUUCGUUGUCGCAUCUUUCUGGAUUUUAUUUACACUCGACAGAUCACUGGUGUAUCCUGAAGCCCUUGAUAAAUUCAUUCCUUUGUGGGUCAACCAUGCUGUGCACACGAUGGUACUGCCCCUGGUCCUGUUGGAACUCUUCAUCUCCCGGCACCGGUAUCCAACACGAAGAACUGGACUCCUCAUCCUGGGGACCAUCUCCAUCUCUUAUCUCCUUUGGGUUCUGUGGAUUUAUUACGCCGCUGGAGACUGGGUCUAUCCAUUGCUGGGACUUUUUAAUCAAACUGGCCUGGUGGCAUUUUUCUCAGUCAGCCUUCUGUUGGUAAUGCUUUUAUACCUCCUGGGAGAGCAGCUCACCUUGUUAGUGUGGGGUUUAACGGGAAAAGCAAAGAGAUCAUAACUGAGGCACAAGCACAAUGAGGAAUUGUGUUUGUCUUAUGCAUCCUGCACCCUUCUUGUCACUCAUUAUAGCCACUGUACACCUGCUACAUUCUCCACCAACAAUUUGCUAUCAACAGAUCGAUAAUCUCCAAAAGAAUCAGGACCUAGCGCUCGCUGUUCCACUUGCCAUCCAGGGAGAGAGAACUGGAAGAAGGUGGCAACCAUGGAUUUGGAAAUUACUGAAUAAGGAUGAAGGAAGUGAGAUUUCUGGAUCUAUGUUUCUAUGUUUCCCACGAUACAUGUCCGCUCUCAGCGGGGUGAAGGGCCAAAGUAAUUCAUGUCCAUAAAUUCCAGGAGCAGAAUUAGGCCAUUCGGCCCAUCCAUAAUAGAAUAAAGGGGAGGCCAUUUAAGACUGAGGUGAGAAAAAACUUUUUCACCCAGAGAGUUGUGAAUUUGUGGAAUUCCCUGCCACGGGGGGGCAGUGGAGGCCAAAUCACGGGAUGGAUUUAAGAGAGAGUUAGAUAGAGCUCCAGGGGCUAGUGGAAUCAAGGGAUACGGGGAGAAGGCAGGCACGGGUUAUUGAUUGGGGACGAUCAGCCAUGAUCACAGUGAAUGGCGGUGCUGGCUCGAAGGGCAGAAUGGUCUGCUCCUGCACCUAUUUUUCUAUGUAUCUAUGUAUCAAGUCUGCUCCACCAUUCAAUCAUGGCUGAUAUAUCUUUCCCUCUCAACCCCAUUCUCCUGCCCUCCCCAUAACCCCUGACACCCGCACUAAUCAAGAAUUUCUUCUGUAGCUCUUAUGGAAAGCUCAGGAAAAAACCCAGGAUAAUUAAGGAUAAAUGUUGGUUCAGCCGACAUCGCAUACAUGGAUUUUAACAAUCAUGGCUCCAAUUUUUAGCAACCUAAUUAUUCCCUUUGUGGACAUAGUGUGGUGAAAGUGGUAAUUUCACAUUAAUUUAGUUAACUUUACAGAUACAAUAAGGAAAACAGGCCCUUCAGCCCACUGAGUCGAUGCUGACCAGCAAUCACCCCAUACCCAAGCACUAUCCUACACACUAGGGACAAUUUACAAUUUUCACCUUAGCCAAUUAACCUACAAACCCGCUCGUCUUUGGAGCGGGGGAGGAAACCAGUGCACCCGGAGAAAACCCAUGCCGGUCGCGGGGAGAACGUACAAACUCCGGGAUCGAAUCUGGGUCACUGGUGCUGGUAGGCAGCAAGUCUACCGCUGAACCACCGUGCUGCCUUUUUAGGGGCAGUCACGGUGGCGCAGCAGUAGAGUUGCUGCUUUACAACGUAUGCAGCGGCGGAGAUCCGGAUUCGACCCCAACUACGGGCCUUUGUACCUUCUCCCCGUGACCUGCGUGGGUUUUCUCCGAGAUCAAGUUCAAGUUCAAGUGAGUUUAUUGUCAUGUGUCCCUGUAUAGGACAAUGAAAUUCUUGCUUUGCUUCAGCACACAGAACAUAGUAGGCAUUUACUACAAAACAGAUCAGUGUGUCCAUAUACCAUAAUAUAAAUAUAUACACACAUGAAUAAAUAAACUGGUAAAGUGCAAAUAACAAAUAAUGUGUUAUUAAUAAUCAGAGUUUUGUCCGAGCCAGGUUUAAUAGCCUGAUGGCUGUGGGGAAGUAGCUAUUCCUGAACCUGGUUGUUGCAGUCUUCAGGCUCCUGUACCUUCUACCUGAAGGUAGCAGGGAGAUGAGUGUGUGGCCAGGAUGGUGUGGGUCUUUGAUGAUACUGCCAGCCUUUUUGAGGCAGCGACUGCGAUCUUCGGUUUCCUCCCACAUUCCAAAGACGUACAGGUUUGGAGGUUAAUUGCCUUGGUAAAUGUAAAAAUUGUCCCUAGUGUGUGUGUGUGUGUGUGUGUGUGUGUGUGUGUAGGAUAGUGUUAAUGUGCGGGGAUCGCUGGUCGGCGCGGACCCGGUGGGCCAAAGGGCCUGUUUCCACCCUGAACUACAAACUAGGGAGAAAUUACAGGUGACCAAAUAACCGUACGAACCCGCACGUACUUGGGAUAUGGGAGGUGACCGGAGCACCCGGAGGAAACUCCAUGCAGCCACUGGGAAGAACGUGCAAACCCCACACGGACAGCAGCCGAGGUCAGGAUGGAACCGGGUCUCUGACGCUGUGAGGCAGCGACUCUACCGGUUGUGCCACUCCAAGCCCAAUUAUAGGCCUGUUAACAGGCAGAGUUCUUCAUUGUGUUUAAUACAUCAGAUAGAAUAUAUGGGAACAUUAUAUAUAUGUGCAUGAUUAGCCCAGUUGCUCCCAGAAUCACCUUUACUAUUAACUGUUGAUCAACAACUAUUCGUUCAUGAAAGCAUCAGAACAAUUACUUAUCUUGCACUGAAUCAAUGAAAUAUAAAUUGCAGUUGAUCUGAAAUUAUAGUUAUUCCACAUUUCAUGUAUACUACGAAGAAAUAAAAAUUGCACGUUAAAUCUCACGGUGUAUCUUGUGGGUUUUUGCUGCUUGCAUUGGGACGAUGUUGAAUGGAACGUUAUUCAAUAAUUCAAUGGUAGACAAAAAUGCUGGAGAAAUUCAGCGGGUGAGGCAGCAUCUAUGGAGAGAAGGAAUGGGUGACGUUUUGGGUCGAGACCCUUCUUCAGACUGAUGUCGGCGGGGGGCGGGGAGAAGAAAGGAAGAGGUGGAGACAGUGGGCUAUGGGAGAGCUGGGA
Leucoraja erinaceus (little skate) is the source of this 4049-nucleotide messenger RNA. RefSeq names its product androgen-dependent TFPI-regulating protein. The transcript is spliced from 7 exons. The record is from RefSeq and is a predicted model, not a curated record. NCBI's taxonomy places the organism in Eukaryota, Metazoa, Chordata, Chondrichthyes, Rajiformes, Rajidae. The coding region runs from base 723 to 1394 and encodes 223 amino acids. Gene Ontology annotation, cellular component: endomembrane system; membrane.